Porites evermanni is the source of this 1263-nucleotide messenger RNA. The record is from the annotation of a GenBank genome assembly. Lineage: Eukaryota; Metazoa; Cnidaria; Anthozoa; Scleractinia; Poritidae.
AUGGACUUUGACUUUCAAUACGUAGGAUUUGAAAGCUCAGUCAUUGUGGGAAACAACAGAAAUCACUUGAGCUUAUUAAAAAACUGGCUAGCAACUGUGGCAAAAAGCGUGAAUUCUCUCUGGAAGCGCUGUUGGCGUGCAUCCGUAGAUGGCUGGGCUGCAAGUACAUUUCACUCACGAUGUGACAGCAAGGGCCCGACUGUGACAAUAAUAAGGGUCGGGAGAUAUAUUUUCGGAGGAUACACAAGUAUUUCAUGGAGUAAGUUAACAUUGUAAGCCAAGGCAGUGGCAUUUACACCAUUGACGUAAUCAGUUGGCAUUGAUAUCUUCAGCUAAAAGUGCAGCUUGGUGCUUAGUAAUAUGCAAUAAUGUGACUCUACCUUUCAUACAUGGCUAAGCAGUGGCGGACAAAGGUUCUAGGUUAAUAGCUCUAGAUGUGGGCCCAUAUCCCCUCGUUCCUCAAGGAGCGAGGACCGCCCCUCCUACACUCACAUGGUAUGAAAGAACGCCAUCCCCCACCCCUUUUCUAGAGUUCUGGUUCUGCGGAUGAUGGUAAGUGAUGCAUUUCUAGCUUGUCAAAACGUGCCCAAAUUCUAGGCUUAUACUCUAAUAGUAAUAAUUUUGAGGUUCUAAAAUAUCGAUAUUGUUCUGACUUUCUUGCCACCCUGCUAUCUUCCAUCCUUCAAUUCCCAUAUUGCAAAAGUAGCGACUAACGUACUUCAUCGCAAGUUUCUGGUGAAAUUUGCAAAUUUCGGCUAAGAAAAAACACUCGAUCUAAUUUGUUUUAUGAGAGUAAGGUAUUUAUUGUCUUUAAUUAAUAAUACUUAUCAUCAUCAUCGUUAUCAUUAUGACAGGCACAAAGACAAUGUCGCUAACUUAUCUUAGAAAAGUUUUGUUUCAUUUCUUUUAGCUUCUGACGGUAGCCGGUAUCAAUACGACUCAAAAGCCUUCUUAUUUUCGCUGGUAAACAAGCCAGGAUGGGCACCUGUCAAAUUGUCUCAGUCAGGGAAAUAUAGUUCUAGCAGAGCACAUUCCAUAUUCUUUCGCUCAACCUAUGGGCCUACAUUAGGAGGAGGACAUGACAUUAACAUAAAAAACUACGCAUCAUCUAAGAGCAAUUCUUACAGCGACCUUGGCUAUACUUACAGCCCACCGAGCGGAUACAGCUACACAAGCACCUUCGCACGAACAUUCCUGGCAGGAACAUACAGGUUCACACCAGACGAAGUUGAAACCUUUUACGAAACAACCUUAUUAAUAUAA